AGUUGCUGUGCGAUCCCCCUGUUAUAGUGGACCCGUACAUGAAACUUACGUGUCCCGAAGGUUUUAUAUACGGAUCGAGCUGUAACCUGUCAUGUCGUGGAAGUUACCCUCUCAUAGGAAAUGAUCAGAUGUAUUGUGACAGGAACUCAACCAAUUCAAGGUCCACGUACUGGAACUGGGGAAAUGGUCCAAAGCCUUAUUGUAAACAAAACAAUUGUCCCUCGCUUGCCGCUCCAGCUCACGGAGCUCUGACUUGCGACAAGUGGACCUACGGAAGGCAGUGUAUGCUGCACUGUAACGACCAUUACGACAUUCCCGCGGCAGCAGGGGGAGGAAGUGUCGCCAGGUUUACUGGACAAUUCACUUGUUCCACUAGUUCUGGAAAAUGGAGCCCUGUUGAAUCAGUUCCUGGUUGCUCAGUUCGGCGAGAUCCGUCGAAUUUCGUUUUGCCGGCUGAGGUGUACUACUAUUCUGGAUCAUGUAAUGACAACAAAACACAAGACACCAUCAAGGCACAUUUCAUUCAAGAGAUGCAGACAUUACAAUCAGAUCCUGGAUGGCAGGGAAUCUGUCCUAACACACAUGACUGUAAUGUCCAUAACGUGGACAUCACUUGUGGCACUACUCGUAGACGUCGUGGUAGUCAGUACAUCAGACGAAGACGUCAGUCACAACAGGCAUCCAUUCUGUUGUCAUUUGAUAUAAAGCUCAAAUGGAAAACACUUGGGAAUUCUAGCUUGGAUACUUAUCAUCGCUUUGAUACUCUUGCUAAAGGCCUAGGGUCAAUUAUAGAGAAUAAAGCAAGAUCAGGAUCAUUAGAUGUUCCUGUGUCUUCCCUGGAUACUGAUUCCUUGCAGUUUGGGCAACUCGGAAUACGGUGUGAGCCAGGCAGAUAUCCUCGUCUUACCACCAUUUCAUGCGCAUCGUGUCCAUUGGGAUCAACGUACGAUUUUACGGUAAGGAAGUGUGUCCUUUGCCCGAAAGGAAUGUUCCGCGACAAUGACGACCAUGUGACUUGUUCAUCAUGCCCCUUGGGAAUGUCGACACCCUCCAAUGGAACUGUCAACUCUACCGAAUGUCGUCCAAUUUGCAAGAAAGGUUAUUACUCCCUGGAUGGAAUAGAACCAUGUACUCCCUGUUCUCGACUGGAGUACGGCCCCAGCACCUUUGCAACCAAAUGUGAAAAAUGUAUAAGGGGCAUGAUGACAAAUUCAUCAGCAAGUACACAAGCUUCAGACUGCUUAG
This is a messenger RNA of Mizuhopecten yessoensis (Yesso scallop), 1245 nucleotides long. Its product is annotated as sushi, von Willebrand factor type A, EGF and pentraxin domain-containing protein 1-like. The record is from RefSeq and is a predicted model, not a curated record. Gene Ontology annotation, biological process: signal transduction. Lineage: Eukaryota; Metazoa; Mollusca; Bivalvia; Pectinida; Pectinidae. The annotation marks the transcript as partial. The transcript has 5 exons. Gene Ontology annotation, cellular component: cell surface.